GUUUGUGCUGGCCCUCCGUCUUCUUAGUCUUUUCUUUCCGGCUUUCGUUUAACAACUCUCCAUAUACUUCCAAGAUGGUUAACUUCACUGUUGAACAAAUCAGAGACUUGAUGGACCGUGUUACCAAUGUGCGUAACAUGUCCGUCAUUGCGCACGUCGAUCACGGUAAAUCUACCUUGACUGACUCCUUGGUCCAAAGAGCCGGUAUCAUUUCCGCUGCCAAGGCCGGUGAAGCCAGAUUCACUGAUACCAGAAAGGAUGAACAAGAAAGAGGUAUCACCAUCAAGUCCACUGCCAUUUCUCUUUACUCCGAGAUGGCUGACGAUGACUGUAAGGAAAUCAAGCAAAAGACCGAAGGUAACAAGUUCUUGAUCAACUUGAUCGACUCCCCAGGUCACGUUGAUUUCUCUUCCGAAGUCACUGCUGCUUUGAGAGUUACCGAUGGUGCUAUGGUUGUUGUUGAUACCAUUGAAGGUGUCUGUGUCCAAACCGAAACCGUUUUGAGACAAGCCUUGGGUGAAAGAAUUAAGCCAGUCUUGGUUAUCAACAAGGUCGACAGAGCUAUGUUGGAAUUGCAAAUUACCAAGGAAGACUUGUACCAAACCUUCUCCAGAACCGUUGAAUCCGUUAACGUCGUUAUCGCCACCUACAUUGACAAGGUUCUUGGUGACUGUCAAGUCUACCCAGAAAGAGGUACCGUUGCUUUCGGUUCCGGUUUGCACGGUUGGGCUUUCACCGUCAGACAAUUCGCUACUAGAUACUCCAAGAAAUUCGGUGUUGACAGAGAGAAGAUGAUGCAAAGAUUAUGGGGUGACUCUUUCUUCAACCCAAAGACCAAGAAGUGGUCCAACAAGGACAAGGACGCCUCUGGUGCUCAAUUGGAGAGAGCUUUCAACAUGUUCGUCUUGGACCCAAUCUUCAGAUUAAUCAACUCCAUCAUGAACUUCAAGAAGGAUGAAAUCAACACCUUGUUAGAUAAAUUAGAAAUCAACUUGAAGAGUGAAGAAAGAGAAUUAGAAGGUAAGGCUUUGAUGAAGGUUGUCAUGAGAAAGUUCUUGCCAGCUGCUGAUGCCAUGUUGGAAAUGAUUGUCAUUCACUUGCCAUCCCCAGUCACUGCUCAAAACUACAGAGCCGACCAAUUAUACGAAGGUCCAUCUGAUGAUGAACACUGUAUGGCCAUUAAGAACUGUGAUCCAAAGGCUGAGUUGAUGUUGUACGUCUCCAAGAUGGUCCCAACCUCUGAUAAGGGUAGAUUCUACGCUUUCGGUAGAGUUUUCGCUGGUACUGUCAAGUCCGGUCAAAAGGUCAGAAUCCAAGGUCCAAACUAUACCGUUGGUAAGAAGGAAGACUUGUUCAUCAAGGCUAUCCAAAGAACCGUUUUGAUGAUGGGAAGAACCGUCGAACAAAUUGACGACUGUCCAGCUGGUAACAUUAUCGGUUUAGUCGGUAUCGAUCAAUUCUUAUUGAAAUCCGGUACUUUGACCACCUCCGACACCGCCCACAACAUGAAGGUUAUGAAGUUCUCUGUCUCUCCAGUUGUCCAAGUCGCUGUUGAAGUUAAGAACGGUAACGAUUUACCUAAGUUAGUUGAAGGUUUGAAGAGAUUGUCCAAGUCUGACCCAUGUGUCUUGACUUACAUGUCUCCAUCCGGUGAACAUAUUGUUGCUGCCACUGGUGAAUUACAUUUGGAAAUUUGCUUGGGUGACUUGCAAAACGAUCACGCUGGUGUUCCAUUGAAGAUCUCCCCACCAGUUGUCUCUUACAGAGAAACUGUUGAAUCCGAAUCUAGAAUCGUCGCAUUAUCCAAAUCUCCAAACAAGCAUAACAGAAUCUACUUGAAGGCUACUCCAAUGGAAGAAGAAUGUAGUUUGGCUAUUGAAAACGGUGUCAUUGACCCAAGAGCUGAUGUUAAGGUCAGAGCUAGAUUAAUGGCUGAUGAAUACGGUUGGGACGUCACCGAAGCCAGAAAGAUCUGGUGUUUCGGUCCAGAUGGUACAGGUGCUAACGUCGUUGUCGACGAAACCAAGGCUGUCCAAUACUUGAAUGAAAUCAAGGAUCACGUUAACUCCGGUUUCCAAUGGGCUUCCAAGGAAGGUCCACUUCUUGGUGAAUCCUUGAGAGGUGUCAGAUUCAACAUUAUGGAUGUCACUUUACACGCGGAUGCUAUCCACAGAGGUGCUGGUCAAAUCAUGCCAACCAUGAGAAGAGUUACCUUUGCUUCCAUGUUGUUAGCUGAACCAAGAAUUCAAGAACCAAUCUUCUUGAUUGAAAUUCAAUGUCCAGAAUCCGCUAUCGGUGGUAUUUACUCCGUCUUGAACAGAAAGAGAGGUCAAGUUAUCUCUGAAGAACAAAGACCAGGUACCCCAUUGUUCACUGUUAAGGCUUACAUGCCAGUUAACGAAUCUUUCGGUUUCACUGGUGAGUUAAGACAAGCUACCGGUGGUCAAGCUUUCCCACAAAUGAUCUUCGAUCACUGGGAGUCCAUGGGUGGUGACCCAACUGAUCCAUCUACCAAACCAGGUGCUAUUGUCCUCGAAUCCAGAAAGAAGAGAGGUCUCAAAGAAAACGUCCCAGGUUACGAAGAAUAUUACGACAAGUUAUAAGGAGCUUGAAAUUUACUUUUCUUUUCUCUUCUAUUAUAAUUUUUUGUUUUUAUUUUUCACGUUUGUUUAACCACUGUCUAUUUUGUAUUUCUGUUUAUACUUAAUUAAAGUGAGGCUUAGUCUAUCAACCAUUCAAGCAGCCAGU
Messenger RNA from Pichia membranifaciens NRRL Y-2026, 2748 nucleotides. RefSeq lists its product as hypothetical. Gene Ontology annotation, biological process: translational elongation. The record is from RefSeq and is a predicted model, not a curated record. Bases 75 to 2603 code for a protein of 842 amino acids. Gene Ontology annotation, cellular component: ribonucleoprotein complex; cytosol. The transcript is spliced from 2 exons. Lineage: Eukaryota; Fungi; Ascomycota; Pichiomycetes; Pichiales; Pichiaceae. Gene Ontology annotation, molecular function: translation elongation factor activity; ribosome binding; GTPase activity.